Messenger RNA from Mytilinidion resinicola, 1884 nucleotides. Its product is annotated as kinase-like protein. Gene Ontology annotation, cellular component: cytoplasm. The transcript has 2 exons. NCBI's taxonomy places the organism in Eukaryota, Fungi, Ascomycota, Dothideomycetes, Mytilinidiales, Mytilinidiaceae. The record is from RefSeq and is a predicted model, not a curated record. The coding region runs from base 1 to 1884 and encodes 627 amino acids. Gene Ontology annotation, biological process: protein phosphorylation. Gene Ontology annotation, molecular function: ATP binding; protein serine/threonine kinase activity.
AUGUUAGCUUUGUUAUCAGAAAACCAGCUGCUUAAGCUAGAGUACGAUCUCCAUGCUGAACUCCUGUUACGCGAACAGGGGAACCCCCCAGCUUCGCUUGCCCGCGAAGAUAUCCCAUGGUGUGAGCGAUAUCAAUGCCUAGCCAUGAUGAUGAUGCGCGGUCUGUCCGAUCUAGACCUCUACAAACUCCAAAUACUUUAUGCGGAGGAACUCGAUCGGCGUCAAAACUGCGACUGGAGGGUGAGACACUUGGUUGAGUACCCUCGAAUUCGCCUUUUUAGGCGGAACAUGUCGCCUCUGCUCCUUGACAACUGGUGGUCAAUCUGGAGUGAUCUUUUGGGGUAUGCAAAACAAACAUCGAUGCACAUGCAGCCUAUAUGCCACUCGAAAGCUUUCCCAGUUUCUAUGUCUGCAAACGGCUCGAGUAGUAACAUUUCGUUGCUUCCCCAGUUGGAAACGGCCGAAUCAGCAUUAAUUUCUGGAAAAAGCAGUCAAUCGGAAACUUUUCGUACGAACAUUGGACCAGAAAGCGGAGAGCAUCUCGAUUUUCCAUAUGGAGCUUCCAAGAGAUCUAGCUCCAGUAGCUUUGUCACAGCCAAAUCGUCCGCAGCAAGUGGGAGCUUCUACACCGCUUCUGGAGGGACAAGUCUACGAACCUUAAGCCAGCUCAGUAUGAUGCAAGAGAAUAGCCAGUAUGCUGCGCUCUUGCAGUCCAUAGGUCUUUUACCUGUGGACGCUUCCACGGAGAAGGACUGGUGUGGGAGAGGGCAACAUGCAGAAUUCAGAACGAAUGAAAAGGAUAAGCUUCAAAAAAUCUUGAAGCGUCAAAAACUUCUUGGAUCCACCCCGAACGCGGUAGUGGAGAGCGUAAAAUGCCGGCGAAUUCUUCUUGCUCGAAAAACCGUCAACUGCAAUGAAAGAUUCACCAGAGAGAUGGCAAUCCAAGAAGUUGCGCACCUCCAGAAACUCAGACAUUUACACAUAAUCCAAGUUGUUGGCACAUAUGUCAUGGAGACCGAACUAGCUAUUCUGCUAUACCCUGUUGCCGAUUUCAAUCUGGAAAGAUUUAUGCAAUCAGCUCGUGGAAUUUAUGGCGAUGGUCUCUUGCCUCACUUUUCUGAACACAAGGAAUUGAAGGCAGCGCAUCGUGCUCUUUUCGGCUCCUUUCGAUGUCUAUCCAACGCAAUGAAAUACAUUCACGGGAACAUAACAAAGCACAUGGACAUUAAACCGCAGAACAUCCUUGUGCGAAAACUUCGACAAGAUCAACAGUCCGGCUUGUUGUACAACGCGUACAACGCGUACAGAGUAUAUAUUGCCGACUUUGGCAUCGCAAGGUCAUAUAAUACACACACGGAUUCGGAAACAGAAGGCCCGACGAUGUUCACAAGAAAGUACGCCGCGCCUGAGGUAGUUGAUAGGGACAGACGUGGGCUGGCUGCGGACGUUUUCUCCAUGGGCUGCGUCUUUGCAGAGAUCCUAGAUGUAAUAGCUCCUCCAUGGGAGCGUGGGGGGCGAGCUGACCGCAGCCCACGACAACGCCUCGAAUCUGUCAGAAAGUCAAAUGAGUAUGGAGAUUUGUCUUACCAAGCCAACAUUCCUCAAGUGCAGGAAUGGCUCCUUACUCUUCUACCCGAGACGUCAUUCUAUCCUCAUUUUCCAGUAGACCUCUUGUGUCCUGUUGUGGUAUCGAUGCUCAAUAUCAAUCCAUCAGAUCGCCCAAGCGCAGAAAGCGUUGCCACAAGCUUCGGGGCCUCCGAAACCUGUUGUUCCGACUCGACAGAGCCCGAGUCUCUUGAAGUUAUGCCUGAUGAAUCCACUAGUCCGGAUGCUGAUAGUAAAGUGCGUUAUGGCCUCAAGCGUCUCGGAAUAAUCAAGGAGUAG